This is a messenger RNA of Australozyma saopauloensis, 2136 nucleotides long. Its product is annotated as protein disulfide isomerase. Lineage: Eukaryota; Fungi; Ascomycota; Pichiomycetes; Serinales; Metschnikowiaceae. Gene Ontology annotation, biological process: protein folding. The record is from RefSeq and is a predicted model, not a curated record. The coding region runs from base 1 to 2136 and encodes 711 amino acids. The transcript has a single exon. Gene Ontology annotation, molecular function: protein disulfide isomerase activity. Gene Ontology annotation, cellular component: endoplasmic reticulum.
AUGAGAUUUCUGGCAUGUAUUCUCGCCCUUCUGUGGCUCCAUGCGACUGUCGCGGCGCCGCCGGGAAAAAUCGCCGACGCCAAGGACGCAAAAGACACCACGGUCCAAUUACCAGAAGAACUCACGUCCGAAACAUUCCAGGCCUCGGUGUCUGAAAAGCUCAGUUUGGUCGAGUUCUAUUCUCCAUACUGUGGGCAUUGUAAGGACCUAGCCCCUAUUUGGGAAGAUGCAUUCCAGGCGUCGUUUCAGGAACAGCUAAGCUUGGGAAUCCAGAUGAGACAGGUCAAUUGCGUCGAAAGCGGCGAUCUCUGUGAAAAGGAAGGUAUCAACUACUAUCCGUACUUGCGUCUAUACGCUCCCUCCGUGAAAGAUGGGAAAACUGUAGGUAAACAUAUCGAUACGUUCCCUAGGACACUAAGUAAAACGAUGGAAAACAUUAAAAACUACUUGAUCAAUUCGGUGGCUGAAUUCGACUCUGACUCGGCAAACCUCAGCAGUGCCUCGGAGGAGAUCGACACCGACUUGGGCAUGGAUAUAGUAAGCGGUAACAUCGAGGAGCCUUACUUUGUGGCUCUUUUUUCAGCUACGAACGAGGAGUACGAGGGUAGCUUUUCCGAUAGCUGCUUGGAUUGUAUUGAACAUCGUCGUAACUGGGAGAAGCUCUCCAACUUGGUGGUCACCUCCUCUAAAACUGGCCACUUGAACUGUCAUUCGAACCCCAAUCUAUGCAAGAAAAUGGGAUUUCCUCAGCUUGCGAGCGGCUCGAAACUGCUAGCUCCAAGGUACGUCAUGUUUGUUCCCAAAUCUGCUGGGCGUAUCAGAUUUGAUUAUCCAAACAAGGACAUCACCGAUGUGUCAAGGAUGAAAGCAUUUGUGACCAAAUUGAGUUUGAACUACAAGUAUGAGGAAGUUAGUCCUUACGACCUACAAGAGCUAAAAGUUAUCACUCCGCAACUUCCAGAGAGCUUCAAAGAAGUCGACUUUCCUUUGGACAACAAACUUGCUGUCGUAUUUGCCUACGAUAAGAAGAGCGCUACUCCUGAGGACAAGGCAAUCAUGCCAUACAUUCUUGAAAUGGUGUCGUUAUUGCCCUUCAAUAUUGACUUAUAUGCGUCUAGCAGCGAUCUGCUUGAAAGAAUUGUUGAGCGGGAAACGCAGGCUUUGGUGGAGUACGUCAAUAAAGAUUCAACAUUUGCAGACAGAUCUUUUGAUAGGAAAAUGUUCCUCGCUGCAUCCCUUACCUUGAGGCCCACCUUGUACAUCUAUAAGGCAAACUCGUUGACUCCGGUGGUAUUCCAAACUUUUGCUCUUGAAGACAUGAGAAUGCCAGAUAAAAUACGGAAAUUCGUCGAAAAGAACGCAAAGCCAAUGCUCGGCGAGUUGACGCCUUUUGAAGUCAGUUCAUACUUCUCGAAAAGUAGUCGUAAGUCAGAGGAGGAUCGCGACGACAAGGUCCUGAUCACCUUCAUUGAUUCCAAUAAUAAGGAUGAACUUGACAAAAUCUUGUUUGACAUGUCAAUGGCAGCUCAUCAGUAUCAUCUUGAAAAGCAGGAAUAUUUCUACAACGAUCUUGUCACGAAGCGCGGAAUAAAGGACACAGAUGUGGCCAAAUUGAAGGAGGAGAAUGCGCAAUCCACGACAAUUAUCGAACGUAUGAGGAAGGAGAUUCCUCAUCUUUUUGAUCGUCACAAUGUUGUGUUCACCUAUAUCGACCUCAAAACUUUUCCUAGAUUAGCUGAUUAUCUCGGUCUCAAUAUUGAUGGAAAGCAAUACGUUCCUGGUGAUACUAUUGUUGUGAGCAAAUCUCUUUCAAAAUACUGGGAUCAAAAUCUCGCAGGCCAGCAGCUCAAAUCGACUCCACAAGAGCUCAGAAGAGUGUUGAAGCAUCUCCUCGAUCCGAAGACUACGGCCGAAAAGCCCAAAGGAUUCCGCUCCAAACUAGUAGGAAGUCCGUAUCAUAGAUUUUUGAGAGUCUUUGAUGUGGUUCAUCAGUACGGAUUCUUUGGAUACUUGAUCGCGUUCAGCGUGCUUUACGUGGGAUUAGCGCUGGUAAAACAAUACAAGAGACUGCGGAAGAAUGCUUCUUACAACCGCAGAGGCGGAAUUCUCGGGAACGGAGUGGCUAAAGCCGAUUGA